AUGUUGUUGCGCUUCUCGUCAAUGCUGCUUCUUUCCGAAGUCUGCACGUGCUUGGGGCUUGAGUCGAGCAAUAAACAAGACGCAUAUAAAUUGAGCAACGACUACUCGUUUCAGCCUAUCGAUCAUAUUAAUACCAAAACGACAGCUUCUUCUCGAUCGACCUUCCAACCCAACGACAACAGUGAAGAAUUCACGCUUGGCCUCGAAGACAGAGUCAAUGAAGCGAGAUCUUUUCAGAAUACACUGGAAAAAGACUUGGAGAAAGAGACUGAACUAGCUGAUGUGAUAAAGCAGUUAAAAACUGAAAAAGAGCUCAUGGCGCUAUUUGACCAGCUUAAGUGCACACAUACCGCGGACGAACUGGCCGUUAAGCUUCAGGAGCUGGAAAAUAGAGAAGGGUUGGAGGCUAGGGUGAAGACAUUGCAGAGGAUUCUGAUGAAUCAACGUAAUACAGCAUGGCUGAUGGAGGGAUCUCCUGAUUCUUUUCAGCAUUUCAACUUCCAUCAGGUUCACUUCGCUGAAAACAAGGUUUUUUACAGCUGGCUUUUUCAUCUCAUAUCGUACAGACAGAAAUACGAGCCGGAGGCAUUCACAGACAAAGAAGCAGUCGAUUUGCUUCAAAAGAAUAAAGACUUGCCUGGUCUGGCUACAGACUUUUAG
Messenger RNA from Plasmopara halstedii, 660 nucleotides. RefSeq lists its product as uncharacterized. Bases 1 to 660 code for a protein of 219 amino acids. The record is from RefSeq and is a predicted model, not a curated record. The transcript is spliced from 2 exons. Lineage: Eukaryota; Oomycota; Peronosporomycetes; Peronosporales; Peronosporaceae.